CGUACAAGCGAAAAGCAGGCCUGUGUGGACGAGGCUUAGUAGACUGGUCACGGUGGUGGUGGCAGUGGUCCCAAUGUUAUUCAUUAUCCGGGAUUUGUUAUCCGGGUGUUAAGACGCAGAUGUCCGUCGACGAUCAGCCAAGGAUAUUGAAACGACAUGAGAUUGUUUACGACGAGGAGGACGAUUAUCUCGGUUCUGGAAGGUUCGGCGUCGUCUAUCGAUGUUGUUUGACGAACUCAAGUGAAGUAGUGGCUGUCAAAGUUUUGGCCACUCCGCACAGACUCAGAAAAAGUGACCUGGGGGAUUUUAUUCGUGAAGCAAAUAUACUGCAAGGUCUCACUGAUUGCCCGUAUGUGAUCCGUUUCUUGGGCUUGUGCAUCGACCCUGGACAUCACGCGAUUGUUAUGGAAUAUGUGGAGUAUGGGACUCUGGAAGAAAUGUUGUUUUCUGAGGAAAACAAUCACCCAAUUAUCAAACAAUGGGACUGUCGCAUUCGCAUGGCUCUAGAAAUUGCCAAAGGAAUGGACUAUUUACACAGUCUGCCAACACCGAUUAUUCACAGAGAUUUGAAGACAGCGAAUGUGUUAGUGGGUAACAACUACAGCUGUAAAAUCAUUGAUUUUGGGCUGGCAAAAUUACGAGAUAUUUCAACACAAACGUCAACAGGCAACGCGAAAGGAACAGUAGCAUUUAUUGCACCUGAAGUAUUUGAUGGAACAGUCAAGAAGGGGAAGGAAAUGAAACUCGAUGUUUACUCAUAUGCAAUUGUUCUUUGGCAGCUGAAAGAAAUGAGUAAACUUUAUGUUGAUCUUCCUUUUGACGUCAUACGAGUAAAUGUUUUGGCUGGCCAGAGACCUGUACUGCGUGAUGAUGACUGUAUACAGGGAUAUAAAGACAUUAUUGUACGUUGCUGGGAUGGUCAACCUGACUGCAGGCUAUACUUUAGAGAGAUUGUCACUAUGUUGGAUGGAAUUAUGAGUCAAAUGGCUGUUCGACAUUCUGCGAGUGCGAACCAAGAUGUUGCUAUUAGCAGCAGCAACGUUUCUGCUACAGCUAAAAUGCCAUUGCCAGAUGCAGAUGUCGGAGCAAUGAAUAAUCUUGGCAUAUCUGUUGAAAAUCGUCACAAGGCAGCAAUGAAGCCUGUUUUGCAAUACCAUCUGGGUCAAAGAAACGUCAUAAUUGGUACAAACAGUACAGCAUCGAUUACUCCUCGACCGACAGAUAGUCACCUGAAUCGUAUUGUGUCUGAUAACCAAGAGAAAGCUCCAUGGCAGAAAUGGCAGAAAGAUGAGAUAUCGGGAGAAACGCUACAGUGGAAGUUAGAAUCGGGAGCAAACCGCAAAUGCACUGAUCAGGAGAUUGUGAUUGUAGCUCGUACUUGUGCUGCGCGUUGGCAGGAGCUUGUUUGUGUCCUCCAACCCUCGGUUUUCUCAACGUCAGAGAUAGCGGCGAUACAAGGAGAAUACAGGCAGCUGUUCUUGCAAGCACGAGUUGCAUUGGAAAAAUGGACUAACGCACUAUGUGACAAAGCCAUACGACAAUCACUGAUUAAGGCAAUGUGUCGAGUUGGGCUUAGAGCACAAGCCAGCCAGGCAUUUGGUCACGAGUUGGUAAAUUAUGUUAGCCGUUAUUGCUGAUUUGUCAGUAUGCAAGGAAGCAGCAGGAUUGAGGUGUAUGCAUUGUUUUUUUAUUUGAAGACUUUGGGGGUUGGCUUGAAAGACUUUACUGUUGCUGCUUGACUUGUACUACCACAGAUAAGCCACUUGUGAGUUGCCUAUUCAACCCACGUAUCAUA
Corticium candelabrum is the source of this 1795-nucleotide messenger RNA. Its product is annotated as probable serine/threonine-protein kinase DDB_G0271682. The record is from RefSeq and is a predicted model, not a curated record. Bases 120 to 1637 code for a protein of 505 amino acids. Gene Ontology annotation, molecular function: protein kinase activity; ATP binding. Gene Ontology annotation, cellular component: cytoplasm. Gene Ontology annotation, biological process: protein phosphorylation; signal transduction. The transcript has 8 exons. Lineage: Eukaryota; Metazoa; Porifera; Homoscleromorpha; Homosclerophorida; Plakinidae.